AUGAAGAUGAUGAGAGUGAAAGUCAUCUUGCUCCUGGCUGCAACUGCCCAAGGCAGCUUUUCCGGCGAGAUGGAGUGCCCUUGUAUUACAAGUAGCUCUGCUCUAUAUGCAGGCUUGACAAGUGAUCUGGUGGCUUCAGGGCUGCCAAUGAGUUAUGGCACGCAAGGAUGCGAAGCUUAUGACAAUGAAACCAACUAUACCACGAAUUGCCUGAAGAACUCGGAAGAGUACUGUUUGCAUCAGUGGUGCUACGUCGAUAUGACGAUGUGCCCGAAAGACAAGCAACUUUGCGAGGCUGCUGGGGGCAAGCUCGGCAGCGACGUCUCUCCCUACUGCCGUACCCGGCCCAACACCAUGUCCAGCCUCUACGAUGCCACACUACCGUACUUCUACAGCUACGAGACCUGCGGCUUCAAGAACAAGUACAACAAGACAAAACUCUACGAGCCCAUCGUCGACCAUGUCAUGAAAGUGCAGUUGCUCGAGUCCAGCCCAUGGCUCUUCAAGCGCGAAGACGGGACGACUUGGAGCGGGCCACUCUAUGAUUUCUUCACAGAGUCGCUGAAGCACUUUGCUCCAGCCCCUGCAUUGAAUCAUGAAACAGGCAGAAACCGCUCAGAUGGCACGGGCGCAUACCCGGCCUGUGUUGAUGAUGUUGCUGUUGGGAACGUUGACGUCUGUGUGGCGGAUCUCUGGGUCCUUCCAGAACGCUAUGCGCUGGUCUUCUUUCUUCCAGCCUUGAGAUAUGACCUCUUCUACCUAGUCGUGGAAAAGAAAGGGCUCGAAAACGUGAGCUUUCUCACUCGUUUGCAAAGGCCCUUUGUGCCCUUUACCCUUGGGGGCUGGAUGGCCAUACUUGCCUUUCUGUGCGGCUUUGCAACAGUCCUUUGGCUCAUACGGCUCGUUGAGAAAGCAAACGAAGCUCACGCAGCUCCCGAGGAGGAAAAAGCGAUCAAGGCGAAGAGCCAUUGUUUGGGCAUCUUCGGCACGUUUUGUGAGCUCAAUUGCAAAGGCGGACGAAGAGGUGAAGUCUGCAUUUUCCAGGCCCUGGUAAGCUACGAGGAUGACAUGGGGAGGGACGCCCUGGACUGGAUGGUCUCCGCCGCACAAACCCUGGCCUUCUCCAUCCUGCUGACUCCCUUGGCGGCUGCUGCUUGCGUUGUCCUCUUCAUGCACUCCGCAACCGUGGACCUCGACGAGCAUCUUCCCUUCCACCCACAGGAAGAUCGCUGCUACGAGGUCACCUUGCGGAACAUGGCAGUCUCAGGUGACACUCUCCGAAAAAAGGUAGAAGCCGAAGGAUCCCAGCUGUGCGCCCGCUGGGAGAUCGCUGGGCACCCUGAGAGCGCCACCAUCACCACCUUCCAAGCAGAUGCCGAUGGGGAGAUUCGCCUGGACGGCGUCAUGGCCUACCAUGCGAUCCUGGUCUCCAUCUACGCGAGGUCGAAGUCGUCCAUGCGCCUGCUGGGCAACGCCGCCAUCCCUGGUGAGAAGUUUGUCGAUGGCGGCUUUGAUGGUGAGCUGCAGCUUCAUCUGCGCGGCAAGAUGGUGCCGGAGGUUCACGUCAAGGUGUCCAUUUCCCCCGUACUCAGCCGCCAAGCGGCUGUGCAGCGGGGUCGCAGUAGCAUCCGACUGACCGUUCAGGGAAACAAUGUGAUGUCCCUCGAGGGAGAACUCGAGCAGGAGCUCGAGGAUUGUGGCAUCGCCUUCGACGACGAAUGCAGUUCAAACGUGAAAGCCUGCGAGCUUGCUUGCGAGCUUGCAGGCAUCAAUUUUGAGCCUCUUGAAAACGAGCCCUCACUUGCGGAGAUGACCGCAGACGACGACUUCCAAAGGAAGUGCAGCGAGCUGGGCAUCGUCUUCACGUCUGACGAGGAGCCGGACGCCUCGGAAGACCUUCGAGUCCGCGGAGUGCCGCAGGAUGACUUGGUCACCGUCGCCGUGAUGCCGUGCACCUAA
Molecule: messenger RNA, 1959 nt
Organism: Symbiodinium natans
Lineage: Eukaryota; Dinophyceae; Suessiales; Symbiodiniaceae
Source: the annotation of a GenBank genome assembly